Orycteropus afer afer is the source of this 945-nucleotide messenger RNA. It is a transcript of the gene HYLS1, whose product is annotated as HYLS1 centriolar and ciliogenesis associated. The record is from RefSeq and is a predicted model, not a curated record. The coding region runs from base 1 to 945 and encodes 314 amino acids. Gene Ontology annotation, biological process: cilium assembly. NCBI's taxonomy places the organism in Eukaryota, Metazoa, Chordata, Mammalia, Tubulidentata, Orycteropodidae. The transcript has 2 exons. Gene Ontology annotation, cellular component: centriole; non-motile cilium.
AUGGCGGAAAGAAGAAGGCCCUACAGUGUAGAGGAAGCAAUGGAGGAACUCGUGGGACCUAAUGGGAAAAAAUGGGCCAAUAUGGAUCCAGAAGAACGAAUGUUAGUGGCUGCUAAAGCGUUUACCCAGCUAUGUGCAGGGCAGGGUGCGGGAGAUGUCAGGAGAGAAGCCCAAUCUACCCAGUAUGAUCCCUAUAGUAAAGCUUCAGUAAGCCCAGGGAAGCAACCUGCUGCUUUUCCUUUACAAGUGCAGUACCCACACAUGGAAAAUAUCACUUCAGAAACAGUCCCAGGGGCCUCCCAAAGACUCCGAAAGCCAGUGAUGAAGAGGAAGGUGCUGCGCAGAAAGCCAGAUGGGGAAGUAUUAGUGACAGAUGAGUCAAUUAUCAGUGAAUCCGAGUCUGGUACAGAAAGUGAUAUGGAUCUCUGGGACUUAAGACAAAGGCUGAUGAAUCUGCAGUUCCAGGAAGACAGGGAAUCCCCAGGUGAAAUUUCACAAAAAUUUAAUGUACCACACGAAUACCAAAGACUUACUCAAGGAGAUCAACUCAUUUACUAUCUUGAAAGAGAAGGAAUGGGCCCCCCAGCUUAUGAACAAGACCUGAUUGUUGCCAGCCGACCCAAAUCCUUUAUUCUUCCAAGGCUGGACCAGUUAAGCCGAAACCGGGGCAAGAUAGACCGGGUAGCCCGAUAUUUUGAGUACAAACGAGAUUGGGACGCAAUGCGGUUACCUGGUGAAGAUCAUAGGAAGGAAUUACGCUGGAGUGUCCGAGAGCAGAUGCUUUGUCGAGCAGAACCCCACUCCAAGCCUCAGCACAUAUAUGUUCCAAACAAUUACCUAGUACCAACUGAGAAGAAAAGAUCUGCCCUUCGAUGGGGUGUUCGUUGUGACCUUGCAAAUGGUAUCAUGCCCAGGAAGCUCCCCUUUCCUCUUUCUCCUUCUUAA